Messenger RNA from Gracilinanus agilis (Agile Gracile Mouse Opossum), 336 nucleotides. Its product is annotated as placenta-specific gene 8 protein-like. The record is from RefSeq and is a predicted model, not a curated record. Lineage: Eukaryota; Metazoa; Chordata; Mammalia; Didelphimorphia; Didelphidae. Gene Ontology annotation, biological process: positive regulation of transcription by RNA polymerase II. The transcript has 3 exons. Bases 1 to 336 code for a protein of 111 amino acids.
AUGAACCCUGUUGUAAAUCAGCCACAAUUUGUGGCUACCACAGGCUAUGGAACCAGAAGUGAUUGGCAAACCGGAGUGUUUGACUGUUUCGAUGACUGUGGAAUUUGCCUCUGUGGGAUAUUCUGUCCCCUUUGCCUCUCCUGCCAAAUCGCCGCUGACAUGAACGAAUGCUGUUUGUGUGGAGCAAGUGUGGCCAUGAGGACCCUCUACCGGACCAAAUAUGGCAUCCCUGGAUCUAUUUUCAGUGAUUUCAUUUGGUUCGGUUUUUGCCCUAACUGUACACUUUGUCAAUUGAAGAGAGAUAUUGAAAAAAGGAAAGAAAUGAAUGCUUUUUAG